Messenger RNA from Ceratina calcarata, 1581 nucleotides. RefSeq lists its product as uncharacterized. NCBI's taxonomy places the organism in Eukaryota, Metazoa, Arthropoda, Insecta, Hymenoptera, Apidae. The transcript has 2 exons. The record is from RefSeq and is a predicted model, not a curated record. The coding region runs from base 420 to 1487 and encodes 355 amino acids.
GAAUUGUACAUACAUUAAUUGAUUUGAAGAUGAUCUUGUCGAAUUUCAACUAUUAUACUUUGAAACUUUCUCGGAACAACUGAGUGCCAUCCAUAAAGAAUGUGAAUGUGUCGAAAUUAUAUGGUCGAAAUAAAAUUCAAAUAUAUAUUGAUAAGAUAUUCGAUGUGGACGAUCAAUUGAAUCAAACUUCAAAUUGCAAAUUGAUAGAUGUAAACAUAAAACAGAUUUUACUAUAAUAAUGGAGUUUGUUAAUAAAUAACGGCGCCGCGUGUUACGUUCGAUAUGAAUGACAAAAAAAUUUCGAUGCCGCGAAAACGAAGAAUUUUUAGUAGGAAUCGCACUUCUCCUUGAGGUCGAUUGGACUAGACAGAUUAACCACCGAGUGGCAUGCGUUAGAAAAUGGUAAAACGAGUUUUAAAAUGAGUGAGAAUAAGCUCGAUUAUUCGGCGAGUUCGCGCGAGACCGGAAUUUAUACCACUUCGUCGAGAACCAGUUCCGUUUCCGAGGUAAAAGCAAAAUUUUGUGCAUUGUUCCUGAACUGUUUCCGAGGACGGAAAAAGGAUUCAUUGGAGGAAAUUCGUGAGAACGACGGAACCAGGGAAUACGAUUACGUCGUUGAGAAACUCGUCGUGAAGCGCGUGCCCUUCCUACUUUUCUCGAUACCGAAACACCCGUCCGAAUCGAAGAACAAUUCUGAGAGCAAGAGCGACCCUAGCAAUGAAACUUCGCAAUUCUUGAUAAAGCCGAACCCUGUCCAGCCUGUCCUGUCCGAAACUCAGUCGUUGCUAUAUUAUUCCAACAAAUUCAAUCAGCAUACUCCUCUAGGUAUUCGGAAUAAAUAUUUGCAUUAUAACAAAAAUGCAGCUGUACUGAAUAAGAGAAGUAGAAACCGCGCAUUAUCCGAUGAUUAUCAUGCUAGAAUGACCGAAUUGAUGAACAUUAUGAGUAGCUUGCAUCCGGAUUUAAAAGAAGAUGAGAGACCACCCAAGGACCCUUGCCCUUUGACGAUGCCAAAAAGCAAUAGCAUUCCGUCUGCAAAGAUCUCCCUUAAAGAAUUUUUGUACAGAAGUAACGAUAAUCAGAACCAUAAAGUGUUCAAAUCUCAACUUUUCGUAAAAGAACCUGAAAACGAGAAUUCGCUCGAAACGAAGUCCAAUAAUAACCAAAACGUUUAUAAAUUGAAUCAAUUAGCGUAUACGAAUUUCGAUAAUUUUAAAAUACGAGAGGCCAGUGCCCAAUCUGCUCAAAAACUGUCUUGCAAUUUCACGGACUAUCCGAAAACGAUUAAAGGCACAAAUCAAAUACAAAUUGAAGACAAUGAUUGUAUUCAUAACAACCACGAAUCUAAUGUAUUAUCAGAAAAUAUUUCAGACACUAAUCCAUCAAGUACAAUAAUAAGAUGGAAUAUCAUUGUAAAAUAUUCUAAAUUCGAACCAAAUACUACUGAAACGCCUCAGACUAUAAGGAACUAUUUUACUAUAACUUAAUGUUCCAUUCAUAAAACGAUAUUCAAAUUUUAUUCUAAAAUUGAAUAUAUCUUUUUACAAUUGUUUUAUAGUGAAGAUUUAUAUUCUUUUUUCU